AAGAGUCUCUGGUGCAUCUGGAGCAACUUAACUUUAAAUAGACUGGGAAGUUCACUGCUUACGAAUAGAUUUUGUCAUUUCUCAUACAGUACACGCACAAUUCAGGUCUGCUGAAUUGACAUCUAGCCCAUCUGGAGAUCGUGUUUAUUGGCAAGUAGAGAAGUUUAGAUGUUUGCAUGUGCAACUUUGUGCAUAUGUUUGUGUUAAGGGGUUGGCUGACCACACCGGACAACCCCUUCCUGAGAAUACUGCUGUUCACAGACAGGAAGUCAAGACCAAGAUAAGGACGAUAAAGAAAUAGAGUAUUUUUCAUGAAAUUUAUUUUCCACUAGGGGAAGAGAAAUAUAGCUUUAAAGAAAACAGGAGAAGAGAAAAGCAAAAGGAGAAGAUGGACGAGCUGAGGUCGCCUGUUUGAGUGGUAAAUGGAAACACAAAGAAGCAAGUGAUUGUGUAAAAGAAACAUCAAUGAAGAAAGCAGCUGUUGCAACCAAAGACUUCAAAAUGCCUAGUGGAAUGUUUCACAGAUCCAUCUAAAUCACUAAACCAGAGAUCCCUUGUUUCAUUUCCAGCCUUUUCUCCUUACUCUUAAAUAUGCACCAUGCUGUCCCCGGCUGCUGCCACAUCGCCUACCGUCAUCCCCAAACCUACAACUCCGUCUACUUUGCUUUCCGACUGUCCUUCCUCAUCAACUUCUGUAGAACCGGUCCAAUUGGUGGACAUUUCAGUUACCCCAACUCCAGUAAAUCUCCAAAAAUCCACCUCACCUCCUCUGCCUCUUUCGCCUCCUUGCUCAAUUCGAAAACCCCCAAGUUCUAUACCACCUCAAAACUCAAAACCUUCUGUCCCUCGUCAUCAGAAAGCAAAGGCUCCUAAGCCCACAUGUCCACCUCUCCCAGUGCAGCAGCCAUCAGCAAUCCCCAAAACUGCCACUACAGCCAUGCCCAAAGCUCCUCCAAGGCCAAUCUCCAAACCAUUAUCAUCACCUCUUCAGAGACCCCCACCACCACUCACUUCAAAAACUCCUGUUGUACCAUCCCCACCUGUACCAACUCAGACAUUAGCCCACCCUAGCAUUAGCAUUUUGGAGAAGCUGAUCAAGACAUGUCCAGUGUGGCUACAACUGGGAAUGACCAAGGAAAGAGCUACUCAAAUACUCACCAAAGAGCUGCCUGGGAUCUUUUUAGUGAGGAGGGACCGUGGCCAGUCGUUGAUGGUGGUAUCAGUUCGUCUUCCAGACCAGCAUGGAGUUCCCCAGAUCCAGGACUUGCCUGUCAAUGAAGAAAAGACCAUGCUGUACCUUGAAGGCUCUGUCCUGGUUUUUGACAACAUAUUUAAACUCAUUGCAUUCUACUGUGUUAGCAGGGACAUUCUACCCUUUACCCUGAAAUUACCUCAGGCCAUCGUCAAGGCAUUUAAAUAUGAAGACAUGGAAGUGAUCUCCACACUAGGAGUAGAAUUCUGGGGUUCAGAGCUGAAUAGUCACAUACGGGAAGAUUUGAAUAAAUCUGCAGACUGCAGUGUCUCCUCUGGAAAAGACCAACUUUGGUAUAUCAACCCGAUCUUCAUUGAGGAAUACUAUAACAGUCUGCCUCCCAACUCUCCUACACCUAUCCUGAGGUCACAAAGCAUUAACAUGCCUGUUCAGGCUCCGCCAAAAUUCAAGAGGCCUCCACCUCUACCUCCACGUCCACUUACCAUUUCCGAAGAUGCACUGAUGCAAGUGUCAGCCAAGCCAGCAAGAGAGAAGUUCACGUCAGAGGACUCUUCACUUCUGUUGCUAGGUUCUCCUUCGCCUAUAGUCCAAAAAGAGGAAGGAAGUUAUUGUGGGCAUGAAAAGGCAGAGAGAACUCUAUUACCCACUGCUGAGGCAGAAAUGUGUAACAAACAAGUUGCAGAGCAACCAUCUCUAAGUGACGCAACUAAACAGGGUAGCAGCCCCAUUUCACACAAGAGUCCCCCAGUCCCACUCCGACGCCGGAUAUCAGAGAGCCAACCCACAGGAGAAAUCCAUCAGGAACCUUUAAAGGAAACUAUCUGCACAUCUGCAGCAGCAGAGAUCAGUGAGAAUCCUGGUUCUACCGUGUCUCUUAUAUGCCUUGAUGACAGUUGCAUGGACCAAUGGGUGAGCGGGCAGUCUGGACAGUUUAAAAUAGCACAAGCAGAAGAUCUUGUUGAUCAAUUGAAAAUUUCAAAUGGAGAUUCCUCUGUGAACAUGCUUCCAGCAAAUGACAUGAAGAAGCCUGGUGUACCAGUGCCACCUCCUAGGAGAAAACGAAUAUCCACGAUCACAACAACCCAAAAUGCUGCCAAUACCUCUGUAGGUGUUACCCAAGAGCUGAGCCACAUUACUCCACAGCCCGCUGCAAUGUUCCAUAACCUUGGGAUCAAUACAGACCACCCCAAAGUUUCAGAUGUGUCAUUAUUUGCCCCUGAAGGAGGUGCUCCCCAGCCUGAACAUGACUCCUACUCCACGAGCAGCACAGAAGAAGAAGCAGAUCCUAGCUCGAUGGGUGCCAUUGUAAAGAGGACACCCACUGUUAUACUAGACCGUGCUAAGCAACGGCUCUCCAUGGUGAACUUCUCCACCGUCUUCACAAGCUUCAUGAGUACUGACCGCAAGCUUCAGAAAAGGAUUGUGGAGCUUACUAGAGAUGGGAGCACAUACUUUGGUAACCUGGUACAGGACUACCGUGGUUUUACUCUGGACACUAUGAGGAGGCAUUCCUCCAGUACAGAGAUGCUCCAAGAGAUCAGACAAAUGAUGACACAGCUCAAGAGCUAUUUGAUCCAAAGCACAGAGCUACAGAACCUGCAGGAGCCAUCUAUUUAUUCUGAUGAGAAACUGGAGAUAAUCAUUGAGGCGUCACUUUAUAAAAGUGUUCUGAAGCCCUUAAGAGAGGCGAUAUAUAAUGGGCUCAGGGACAUCCACUCACGUGCAGGCACCCUAAAGAAGCUCAAGGAAAAUCAGCAGAUAUUGUUGGGCACCACAACCACAGAUUUGGGUGUAACCACCUGUGUUCCUGACUCGCCUGUCAUGGAGAAAAUCCAAGGGAAAUUAGCAAACUUGCAUCAGGAAUACUCACCACAAAAGAAAAUAGACCUGCUCCUCAAGACCUGCAAGAUCAUAUAUGAGUCCAUGUCUGUUGGCUGCCCAGGGAAGCCUCAUGGUGCAGACGACUUCCUGCCUGUACUGAUGUACGUACUGGCUCGUUGCAACAUGACUGCACUGCUGCUGGAUGUGGAAUAUAUGAUGGAACUGAUGGACCCUGCGCUACAGCUUGGAGAAGGCUCAUACUAUCUGACCACCACAUAUGGUGCUCUGGAGCAUAUCAAAAACUACGAUAAGCAAGCAGCGUCCAGGCAACUGAGUUUGGAAAUCCAGGACUCUAUCCAUCGCUGGGAGCGUCGCCGUACUCUUAAUAAGGCCCGCGCCUCACAAUCAGCCAUACAGGAUUUCAUCACUGUCUCUUUCUUGGAGGCAUGUUCUAACACCAGGACUCUGGGUGUGGAUCCCAAAACCACUGCUCGGGACUUGAGUGCCCAGUGUGCAGAGAAGUUUGAAGUGCAGGAUCCUGACGCCUACUGUCUGACUAUGCUAGUAGACGGCCACUACCGACCCCUGACUCCAGAGGAGUUACCACUUGCUAUAAAAUCCACCCUGCACUGCAGUGAGCCACGCAAAGAAUUUUAUUUUGUGUACCAGCACGGACGCUGGCCAGAUAAGGAACCUGACAAACAAAUACCGCAUACUCCUGAACCAACACCUGCCGAGGAGGGGAGUUUGAUCUGAAGUCUGAAUUACAAAAAAGAUUAUGUUUGCUCCUAUCACAGAAAAUAAAACACUCUGCAACAUCACUAUCAUCAGAUAUAAAAAGCUUAACACAAUGCAACUGAUUAAGUGGAAUUUUAUUGUAGUUCCAUCUUGGCACCAAGUCUUCUCCAAAAUUGCACUUUGAAUUAUAGUCAGUAAGAAUUAGUGAAGUAUUUGCUUUUAAAUAACCCCAUAAUGCAAUUGAAAGCAGAAGGAAGUAUCUUUAUUCUAUACUCUAUGAAUGUACUUAAAGUUUAAGGGUUACAGCAGAAUUGCAUUUCAUAAGAAGCCUCUUUAAUAGUAUCUGUUUGAUAAACCUGUCAUUACCUUCUACUACACACAGCUGAGCAGUAUUCCUAAAAGUCAUGCACACACUCAAAAACAUUCUGGCACUGGUUUGAUGAAUUGAACAGGAAUUUUUUCAGGAGUGACUAAAAUUUUCCAGUGACUUUUUUGAGUCACCAUGACAACGUUUACUAUACAUAGAUACUGACAAAAACCCUUUCCUCACUCUAAUAGGGUAACAUUUUGGGUCUAUAUUUCCGAAGUUAUUUAGAAAUCGAUUAAGGCUCAGGGGGCAUGGUGGCUUAGUGGUUAGCAUGUUCGCCUCACAUCUCCAGGGUUGGGGGUUCGAUUCCCACCUCCACCUUGUGUGUGUGGAGUUUGCAUGUUCUCCCCGUGCCUCGGGGGUUUCCUCCGGGUACUCCGGUUUCCUCCCCCGGUCCAAAGACAUGCAUGGUAGGUUGGCAUCUCUGGAAAAAUUGUCCGUAGUGUGUGUUUGCGUGAGUGAAUGAGAGUGUGUGUGUGUGUGUGUGUGUGUGUGUGUGUCCUGCGAUGGGUUGGCACUCCGUCCAGGGUGUAUCCUGCCUUGAUGCCUGAUGACACCUGAGAUAGGCACAGGCUCCCCGUGACCCGAGGUAGUUCGGAUAAGCGGUAGAAAAUGAGUGAGUGAGAGAGAUUAAGGCUCAUAGAUUAAAUAGUUACGAUUUUUCUUUUUUAUUGAAAUGCCAAUGUUUAUAUUAUAGGCAAAGCAAGGCAUGGCAAGACAAGUCAAGUUUAUUUAUAUAGCACAUUUCAUACACAAUGGUAAUUCAAAGUGCUUUACAUAAAAGAAAGUAAAAUAAUCAUAAAACAAUACUGUAAUUACAACAUUUAAAACAAUUAAACAGAGGAAAGGAUUAUACUGUACAUAGUGCAAUCAGUUUGGACGUAGCACAGUGUUCAUUCAGAAAAUGCACAGCUAAAAAGAUGAGUUUUGAGUCUAGAUUUAAAUGUGGCUAAUGUUUUAGCACAUCUAAUGUUUUAGCACAUGUCAGAUUAUAGCUGACAAACCAGCAUUUUUUUAAUCUGUAUUUUACAUAUUCUGUUUAUUUGCCUGUCAACUUUACCUGGGUCUUAAAUUUUGCUGUUGCCACAUUGUAUUGGUUUCACUUAAUAUAAUGUCUGCUCCUUAAUUCAGACGUUCUGGAUAAUAUUUCCAGUUAUAAACAGUGAGCACAUGAAUAAUGUUUGUAUGUAUGACUCGAAUCGCUUAAACAUUUUUAUAUAUGACUCAGGGGUGAUUAGGUGCAUUUCCAAUAUGUGAUGUAAUUCAAUUGAAAUAUAUAACAAUUUAAAUCCAGCCACAGCAAGCAGGGUUUUUUUUUAUUUGUACACCAAUAAAGUAUCCUAUCAUCA
Molecule: messenger RNA, 5488 nt
Organism: Tachysurus vachellii
Lineage: Eukaryota; Metazoa; Chordata; Actinopteri; Siluriformes; Bagridae
Gene: rin3
Product: Ras and Rab interactor 3
Exons: 10
Coding region: 599-3790 (1063 amino acids)
Biological process (GO): signal transduction; vesicle-mediated transport
Cellular component (GO): cytosol; endocytic vesicle
Molecular function (GO): guanyl-nucleotide exchange factor activity; small GTPase binding
Source: RefSeq, a predicted model, not a curated record